Molecule: messenger RNA, 1298 nt
Organism: Ectocarpus sp. CCAP 1310/34
Lineage: Eukaryota; Phaeophyceae; Ectocarpales; Ectocarpaceae
Source: the annotation of a GenBank genome assembly
CCUCCUUCGUGCUCUCUUCCUGUGCCUGCCCCCUUGUAUGCGCAGAAACACGAAACACCUGAGAACCGUCUGUCCCACAAUACCACUGGUAGUCAUGAGAGAAACCGGUACGGUGCCACCCAAUUCCGGCGGGAACAACAGCGAUGGUCGGCAAGGGCAAGGAACUUGCUCGCGGCCAACUCUGUUUGGAAUGCGGAGGAGCUGCUCAGAGUGCGGACGGAAAAAGAAGAGGUGUGAUGGUCAACAGCCUUGCGGGACGGUGGACAGAGACAAGAUCAUAGAAGGGUGGAUGUGUGGUCGGGGUGCGGCCAGUGGCGCAGUUUAGGCUUGUAUACCUCGAAAAGAUCAGUCGUCAAGCCGCCUGAACUACUCUAUUUUCAGUAUAUUCAAAUGAUCAGUGAAAAUGAUCAGUGAGAGGGCUUGUAGACCCAUAGCUGGUUCUUGUACUUCUGUACUUCUCUGUCCCCUCCCCAAUGUGAGCCCUGCCGGCUCACUACAGCUCCUGUGAUUUUCCCACAGUUCCCACAAUCACGCAAGCACACACCAGCACACACCUACCUUUGCAUCAGUGGCACUCUAGGUUCGGGCGAGGGGCUUGAAAUGCCCCUUUUCGCUGUCCUCCUGUCUUUGCUUUAGUGGCUUCCUAGAUCCGGGCGAGGGCAUGUGUGUGGAGCUAUUGAUGUGUGAAUCUGUGAAAGGAUAUGGGGAGAGAUUCAUGGUGGUAUUCGCAUGUGGAGCAGUCUGCAUUUUUCUAAUUUCGGCCGUUCCAGGAACCUUGAUAUUUCCCACUGGCACUAACGUCUUUUCAUUGGCCACCGGGUAGCGCGGUCGAUGCGAAUAAAAAAGACACACCUACCCAUUGACUUGCCAACACCUGGCGUGGAGGGAUACAGGGCGGCAACUCCAUGGCAUGCCACAACACCAGCAUUUACAAAUGAUCAAUCAAUGAUCUGUCAGGACGCCUGUAGACCCAAAUGCAGAUUAUGAGAUUUAAGCGGCUUCAUGUGAUUAGCUGUGGGUCAACAGUCCUCCCACGAACUUCCCCUGUCCGCAGGUGCUGUUGUUUUUUCGUGGUGCGCUACGUGACAGCUAGCUGUGCACCUUGCUUGAUGACAAGGGGCUAUCACUGCUGCUGCUGUUGAGUGUGCGUGCGUGCGUGCGCGUGUCUGUGUCUGCUUCGCUCCCUCAACCCCAGCACACGAAAUCGCACCACACCAGUACGGAGACAGGAAGUGAUCACUGUACACUGGCCGACGACAGCCUCUGAACCAACUGCUAUGGGCCGUUUAAACACUCCA